Molecule: messenger RNA, 720 nt
Organism: Fomitopsis serialis
Lineage: Eukaryota; Fungi; Basidiomycota; Agaricomycetes; Polyporales; Fomitopsidaceae
Product: cornichon
Exons: 6
Coding region: 117-530 (137 amino acids)
Biological process (GO): endoplasmic reticulum to Golgi vesicle-mediated transport
Cellular component (GO): endoplasmic reticulum membrane; COPII-coated ER to Golgi transport vesicle
Source: RefSeq, a predicted model, not a curated record
CGAGCACUCUUGCGUACACGUCGUUUGCUGCCACCUGGCCCGCUGAACUCCCUCUCUCCUGCGGUCGCCGCCCACAGAACAGACCUUGCUCUGUACUGUAGAACGAAUUUCUCGCAAUGGGUGCUACAGGGUGGCUUUUUCUUUUCUCAGUAUUGAUGGCGGCGGGGCUGUUGUUCACCAUGGUCUUCUUCAUUAUCAUGUUCUCCGACCUGGAGUGUGAUUACAUCAAUCCAAUAGAUCUCUGCAACAAGUUAAACCAGUUUGUGCUACCCGAAAACAUAGCGCACGCAUUCCUUGCGCUGCUGUUCCUGCUAUCAGGACAAUGGAUAGCCUUCCUGUUCAACGCGCCAUUGCUCGCGUACAACAUCAACAAGAUACGCAAUAAGAACCACAUGUACGACGCGACAGAGAUCUUCCGCUCCCUCCCCAACCACAAGAAGGAGAGCUUCGUCAAGCUCGGCUUCUACCUCCUCAGCUUCUUCUACUACCUCUACAGGAUGAUCCUCGCGCUCAUCCAGGAGAGCGAAUGAGCGCGCGCCGCGGAUGUUCACGACCUUGGUAACGACGAGAUGAUGAGGGGGCUGGGCGGGCGCGGAUCUAUACGAUAUCUCCACUGUUGCACGCUGCUGUCGGUGUUCUCGCGAAAUGCCAUUUCUUCCUGUAUACGUGCGGUUCGUCUUGUCGGUUGUGAAGCCCGUACUCCGUACUCAUCGACGCCCA